AUGGGCACGGGCGCCAGCGCAAUACCGCCGUUGGCAAAGGCGCCCACGGGCGGAGGCGACGGUGGCGACAGUGAACUGGUGCAGCUGCCAGUGUCGGAGAAGUUCACUCCUCCAACGAAAGAACUGGGAGAAGCUGAGGAGAAUUGUGAGGAGGAUGAGGCUGGAUGCGGAGACUAUGAGGAUGAUCCCGCCUGGAUGUUUCCAGAGUCGGAGUUGAAGAGCUUCUGCCAGGGCAAGACGGACUUUGAAACUGCUCAGCAGAGAGUGAUCUCCUGGGCACAGAAUCAGCUUGCGGACGAUCCCGAAGCAGAUUUGUUGGGGACGCCGAUGUCCACUUUGAGUUGUUUUAAGGCCUGUUAUUACAAGAAAGGCCUUGAGCUCUUGAUGAAGACGAUUCCGGUCGCAGACGGGGAGGCGGCCUUCAAAGUGGCCUUCGACCGGGGAACCCAAGAACUGGUGCGGGAGGUCAUGGGCCUCAUCCCUCCUGCAGAGAUCGAAGUCAUAAAGGAUGCCAACUGGCUGCUCACAUGCGCCCCUCCAUCUUUUUUCCAGUUCGACGAAAGAGAGAGCUGGAAGCUCAAGUUCAUGGAGGAGGAGCUACUCCCUCGAGGUCGCGCUGCUGCCAUCGAGGAGUUGAAAAAGAAGGAUGAUGAGGGCAGAUGUUGCGCUCUUCAAUCGCAGUUUGACAAUCUGAGCAUUCCUGGCUUGUUCUAUGUGCUCUCCUUGGGGGCCGACAUCACCGGCCUUUUGCACAAGGAGGAGGCAGAGAAGAUUGCGUCGCUCUACAAGGAAUGCAAGGCGAAGGUGGAUCAGUGGCCGACGCAUGUGAAGCUUUGCAAGGCCAUCGGUCGUGGGAAGCCCGAGGAGGUCAAGGAGAUGUUGAAGACUGCGGAUCCCAAUAUGGAUCACGUGGAUGGGGACUCCGCCACCGUGUCCCCCUUGGUGUUGGCCAUUCGGAAGAACUUCGAACGCAGAUGGUACGACAACUUCUUUCGAUUCAAUCUACCUCAUGCCUGGCAAGUCAUGGAGUCUAAAAGCAACCUGGAGGUGAUCAAGGUGUUGCUGGAGACGCCGGAGCUGGAUCCCAAUCGUGGCGCUUAUUCGUAUGGAUGGCACGGCUCCCAUGUUCGCUGCACCCCGUUGGGAAUGGCACUCAUCGAGGACCUGGACACUGGUUCCUGCUAUCAUACGGCCGAGUCAGACCGCAUGCUGGUGGCCCCUCGCCGAGACAUUCUAGAACUGCUGCUGAAGCAUCCAGAGAUUGAUUUGGAGAACGCUUACAUGCAGGCCUAUGAAGAGGGUGGCAACGAACGCUGUGGGGCGUUGGCCUUGUUGGACCGAGACUACAAGACCGGGAAGGACCACUUUGCCGCAAUGAUGCUGAUGCAAGCAGGUGCGCUGAUGACAAGGGAUUGGAAGGCAAAUUUGGACUCCAUGGACGAGACGGCGAAGGAUUUGCAGGAGGAGAUUAAAAAGGCCAUCGAAGAAGAAGCGGGAGAAAAUGCGCCAGCAGACCAAGAAGAUGUGGAGGAGGACGCGGAAGCGGACUACACGAGUUUUGAGAAGCUUCCCAACGGCGACUUGCUGGUGGAAGGUCUCACAUUCCAGCACUUCAACAAAGCUCGCUUCCGUACUCCUCGCAGAUCUGAGAUUCUGCAGAGUCGCUUGAAAGACCUGGAGGAAGUGAAGAGCUGGUAUGCGAUCGUGAGCAAGGGCUCCAACGUCUUCAUGCAUCCAAAGUCUUUUCCAGCGUCCUUCUGCAGGGUUGCGGCAGCAUUCAAGAAGGGGACCAUUUUGACCAAGCCCGUGAUUGGAAGUAUACUGGACUUUGUGGACUUCUUUGAGUUCAACCGAGAGAGGAAGCCAGGACUUCCCUUUUGGGAGCGCUCCAUCGACAUUUUUGGGCGACCACAAUCCAACGUCUUCUUCCAGAUGCAAAAGCUUUUGAGUUCCUUUGAGAAUGAGCUGGCUGAGCGGGACCCGUCGUCGCUUCCAACGACUCCGUUCCAAGCUGAAGUGAAGGAACCCAAAGCCAACAACACCUGCUGGGCUGUAGAGCCGAAGGCAGCUGGAGGAGAAGGUGGAGAUGGAGAAGAUGAAGUCCCAGAAGCCGAGUGUGAUGAAUAUUGA
This is a messenger RNA of Durusdinium trenchii, 2130 nucleotides long. NCBI's taxonomy places the organism in Eukaryota, Dinophyceae, Suessiales, Symbiodiniaceae. The record is from the annotation of a GenBank genome assembly.